UACAAAAAUAAAUUAUUCUGAUCGCACGUGCAGAAGAAGCUGUCGAUUAAAAACAAUUUCAAUAAACCACAAGUUUUAGUUUAUUUUAACGAAUAAAAUACUAAAAAUAAUAUUUCCCCAAAAUGGUUAAAAAGAAGAUUGACAAUCGUAUUCGUGUUAUGAUCGAAAAUGGUGUUAAACUCGGUCACCGGACAAUGUUUAUUAUCAUUGGCGACAAAGCCAGAGAUCAGGUUCCUAUUUUGUAUGAUAUCCUUACAAAAUCAACAGUCAAAACCCGACCCACCGUACUUUGGUGUUAUAAAAACAAAGACGAAGCUAUCUCAAAUCAUGGAAAAAAAAGAGCUAAGAAAAUUGCUGCUGGUAAAAUAGAUGUUAACGAUGCCGAUCUUUUCGAUACCUUUAGAGUGUCUACCACAAUUCAUGGGCGAUACUAUAAUGAGACUCAUGCUGUUCUUGGUCGAACUUAUGGUGUUUGUGUGCUUCAGGAUUUCGAAGCCCUCACUCCUAAUCUACUCGCUCGAACUGUGGAAACAGUCGAAGGAGGUGGACUAAUCAUUUUACUGUUGAAGUCUUUAUCCUCUCUGAAACAACUCUACACAAUGAGUAUGGAUGUACACAAAAGGUACAGAACAGAAGCUCAUCAGACAAUAACUUGUCGAUUCAAUGAACGUUUGAUUCUUUCACUGGCCGAUUGUAAGCGGUGUUUGGUGGUCAAUGACGAUCUCACUGUACUGCCUCUUAGUUCAAAAACUAUCAAUGUUGACCCGGUUAAUCCAGCUGUAAUUGGUAAAUCAGAAAAUGAUGAAAUGCUUCAGGACCUAAAAGAGAAUCUUCGGGAUACUCCACCAGCAGGACCUUUGGUCAACCUCUGCCGAACUUAUGACCAAGCAAAAGCUGUUGCUCAGUUUAUUGAAGCUCUCGCAGAGAAACAACUUAAACCUCCAACAUCUCUGACUGCAGCUCGUGGUCGUGGUAAAUCAGCUGCAAUGGGUCUAUCAAUUGCUGCAGCUAUUUCUUUUGGUUAUGUCAAUGUCUACGUGACAUCUCCUCACCCAGAGAAUUUGAUUACUCUCUUUGAAUUUGUCCUUAAAGGCUUCGAUGCCUUAGAGUAUCAAGAACACUCCGACUACACCAUCAUUCGAUCAACAAAUGAGGAUUACAAAAAGGCAAUAAUUCGCAUUAACAUCAAUCGACAGAAUAGACAAACAAUUCAAUAUAUUUCACCCAAUGACACCCACCUUCUCAAUGCUGCAGAUCUUUUGUUGAUUGACGAAGCUGCUGCUAUCCCAUUGCCACUUGUCAAGAAGAUGAUUGGACCCUAUCUUAUUUUUAUGGCCUCGACCAUUAACGGUUAUGAAGGAACUGGAAGAUCAUUGAGCUUGAAAUUGAUUUCACAAUUGCAAAAGGAAAGCAAUGCUCCACCACCGAUAAAAUUGGAAGAAUCCAUUCGUUAUCGUGAAGGAGAUGACAUCGAAAGUUGGCUCAUCAAUCUCCUGUGUCUCGAUGCAACCACGGUUCCUAACAUAAGCUCUGGCUGUCCAACUCCUGAUGUCUGUGAAUUGUACUACAUCGAUCGUGAUGCCCUAUUCUCAUACCACAAAGCAGCCGAGUCGUUCCUCCAUCGAGUGAUAUCCAUUUACGUGGCAUCGCAUUACAAAAACAGUCCAAAUGACCUACAAAUGAUAAGCGACGCCCCAGCUCAUCACUUGUUCUGUUUGUUGGGUCCGAUUCAGAGGAAAGAUCAACUGCCCGAGAUCUUGGUUGUCGUUCAAGUGGCGUUGGAAGGCGAGAUAUCAUCCCAAACAAUAACCAGCUCGUUGGGUAGGGGCAAGAAAGCAAGUGGUGAUUUAAUACCAUGGAAUAUAUCGGAACAGUUUGGUGACCAUGAGUUCCCCAAACUAUCUGGACUACGAAUUGUUCGCAUUGCAACGCAUCCUAAUUAUCAGAGAAUGGGCUAUGGUAAGAGGGCGAUAAAACUUCUUAAGGACUACUAUGAUCUCAAGUUCACUGAUUUGAACGAGAAUGUAAAUGGAGAUGAAAAUGGAGGUAUCGAAGAAGUAGACGAAGAUGACGUUGGCCUACUUAAGGAAACAAUUGCUCCACGUCGAAAGAUUCCAACUCUGCUAAAACGUCUCAACGAACGUGCUCCAGAAAAUAUUGAUUAUAUUGGAACAUCUUACGGCUUGACGAAAGAUCUUCUUAAAUUUUGGAAGAAUCAAGGCUUUGUUCCGGUCUAUGUGAGCCAAAAGGCGAAUGAUCUUACUGGCGAACAUUCUUGCAUAAUGUUACAGACCCUGCACAAGGAAGGAAUCAGAGAAAAGGCAACCGGCGAGUGGUUGUCUUUGUAUUUCAACGAUUUCCGUCGGAGAGUUAUCAAAUUGUUGGGACGUGUUUUUAAAGAUUUCCCAACAAGUUUAGCUCUCUCCUUGUUGGACAAUAGAUCAGUGAAAGUCGAAACGACAGAGUUGGACAAAGAGACUCUGGAUGUGUAUUUCCUGCCACACGAUAUUCAAAGACUGGAAGCAUAUUCUAGGAAUCAAGUUGAAUUCAGACUUAUUUUGGACUUAGUAACCGAUAUAAGUUCUUUAUUCUUCCAGGGACGAAUUCAAGGAUUCCAAGCUGAUUCCUUGCAAAAGGCAAUUCUUCUUGCAAUGGGAGUUCAAGGUAAGAGUGUGGAUGCAAUCGCAGCCGAGUUGAAUAUGCCUUCAAGUCAAAUCCUGGCAAAAUUCUAUGAUAUGAUGAAAAAGACGACAAAAUACUUUGCCAAUGUUAUAGAAGGCCAUAUCGAGAGCUCUAUGGUUAGCGAGAAACGACUUAAUCACGGUGAAGACUUUGUUCCCAUUUCACUCUCACUAAACGACGAACUUGAAGAAACUGCAAAGCUUUUAUCCAAACAACAAAAAGAAGAAUUAAAGAAACUUAAAAAGGAAAGCCUUCAAGAUUUUGUUAUCAAAGGAACAGAUGAAGAUUGGUCAAAGGCACUCUCUUCAGUUGGAGCUAGUAAAUCAAAACUUAUUUCUGUAAAAAGCGGAGUAAAAAGGCUGGAUGAACCAAUUGUGACGGAAGACACACCAUCGAAAAAGAAGAUGAAAUUUGGUAAAAAGAAGAAACAUGCUGGGAAGUCUAUUGUUUAGCAAAUUUGUCUCUAAUUAUUUUGUAAAAAUCGUUAAGAAUUUGAAAUAUAGACGUUUUUAUUUUUUACACAACA
Messenger RNA from Eupeodes corollae, 3208 nucleotides. Its product is annotated as RNA cytidine acetyltransferase. Lineage: Eukaryota; Metazoa; Arthropoda; Insecta; Diptera; Syrphidae. Gene Ontology annotation, cellular component: 90S preribosome; nucleolus. Gene Ontology annotation, biological process: rRNA acetylation involved in maturation of SSU-rRNA. Bases 123 to 3134 code for a protein of 1003 amino acids. The transcript is spliced from 14 exons. The record is from RefSeq and is a predicted model, not a curated record. Gene Ontology annotation, molecular function: tRNA binding; ATP binding; 18S rRNA cytidine N-acetyltransferase activity.